Messenger RNA from Aspergillus aculeatus ATCC 16872, 6144 nucleotides. RefSeq lists its product as uncharacterized. The coding region runs from base 1 to 6144 and encodes 2047 amino acids. The transcript is spliced from 5 exons. Lineage: Eukaryota; Fungi; Ascomycota; Eurotiomycetes; Eurotiales; Aspergillaceae. The record is from RefSeq and is a predicted model, not a curated record.
AUGGAUACCCCGACGAAAUGGAUAACCUCGACGAUUGAACGCCUCUUGGGCUCCUAUUUGAAUAAAUCUUCGAUCAAAAUCCCUUUUGAGAACGAUCAGAGCAACCUCCGCUUCCGCACCGAUGUCGUCAAGAGCGUUCUGGUGAACAGUUGUACGGAAGACCGCCACUUUCACAAACUCAAUGUAACCGACUCGGAUGCCCAAAUCGAAGCGAUCUUUUCCAGAGAGGCGCUGGAGGACUAUCAGAAGAGAUACCCACAGCAUCCGUUCAGCAAAGAGGAGGUACGGGGAUACCGUGUUCAGCUGGAGGACUUUGAGCUGGUCUUAGAGUAUACCACGGCCACCCCGAAGGUUCAUCUCUAUGUUCAACGUUUCAAGGUAGAAUGGGGCUCGGCCAGGGUCAAGACCCCCCCAAAGGGGAAGACCCUUCGGAAACAUCCGGUUUAUAAGUUGAUGCAAGAUGCGUCCAGAGACGCCAAGCAAUCACUGCAGCAUAUUAUGGCGCCUGCCCCUCGACGCAAUGAUUCUUUCUCUUCGCAGACCUAUCAACCGUUCCAGUUGCCUGCCUCGCAGAAUGGCUUCAUGUCCCAGGUUUAUCCAGCUCCUCAGGCACAGGCUAUGCAGCAUCCGCCUCACCCGGACAGAAGUGCCAGGGUCUCUACUCUACUUGCAAUGCUAGAUCAGCGGGCUGGGAUUAACAUUCCAUCGGAUCAACUGGGUCGCGUGCCUUCCCUCCCUCCGAUUCCUGAUCACCAGCAUGGAAUUGCGGUACCUGCAGCAAUGGCAAACAUACCAUCUGCCAGGUACUAUACUGCAGAGCCUUCCAGGGUCAAUAUAGACAACGCGCCUUUGCCCUUUACCGUGCCGAGUGCAGCCGCGCAACCCGUCCCGCGCCCAUCGAGCAACCAGUUCCUUCGGUUGGCUUCGCAGCCUCCUCUCGCCAAGGACAGCGUAUCUCUGUCCAGAGUAUCAAGGAACUCUGCGCCACCACAUAGUGAAUUUGAAGCGGAGCGAAUGCCACAGCUAGCAGGUUUGUCUCAAAAAGGCACGGAGAAACAAACUAGUUCCCCACUACAGAUGAUCCAACAACCUCACAGGGCUGUAGUCAAGGAGAAGCAGCCGUUAGAGAAACUGGGACUUUGCCUUGAAGACCCUUGGAAGGACUUGACGCGGAUUGAGGAACGGGAUAUUCGUAUACCCAAGGACCAAAAGGAUUUACUAGGGUUAUAUAAGCGCCGCUGGAUACCACCUCUACCCGGGGAAAGCAAACCACAAGGCCACGUACCACCUCGUCUACUUGCCCAGUGGAACACUAUUGUGACGCGAAGAAGCCGGGCCGCUGGCGAAAGGUCACUGGAAAAAGCAAAACCGGAAGCGCUUCCAUUAGAACGGCCUUCACUUGGUCCUCCCAGUCCUACCCCUCGAGCCGAUUCAGACUCAGAAGGCGAACCUUUAACGUCGCAGUGGUCAGAAAGCUCCCCUGAACAGACUAUACGUCGACGUCCAGCCCUGCCUGAAGACAGUAGCCCUAUAAGAGGGAGCCCGCGCAGGCUAGGGCGCAAUGUACCGGUGGCAGAUAGACCUAAAGUGCAAGCUGAUCGUAUCACCGAAGAGUCUAUUCUAGAAUCCGAUCAGCGUGCUCUAAGCACGGUAUCUGAGAAACCGGCGGGCAUUGCUGGCCAGGCCAAAACAUGUAUACAUCCUGCUAGGCGAAGCAUCACAGUCCGAGCCCAAAGUCUACGAGAUGACUCGGAUGGCGACAGCGAUGACUCCAUGAUGGAUACCUCUGUGCCCUGUCCACUAGGGGUCGAGUUAUCUCAGUCGCAGUUUUCAAGUCAGUUGGAGCGGGAGAUAACCAGCUCAGGUCCGUCUCUUCCUGCGCCCGCUACACAGGAUCAGGUGCAGGUCGUUGAUACUCCCGAGACAAACCUUGGACGGUUCCGCCAUUCUCAACCCGAACUGGGUAGCAAAGCCCCGGGAACGCAGCCCUUUAGUACCCAGUCACCCAGCGUAGACAAAUCGUCGUCUCAGUCACGCAUCCUGAAUUCAGUUGGGAGUAGCACCAACAAAGUGUCUUCCUCUCAAAGUCUUCCACAUGAUCAAUCUAGGGGCACUAACGCGGAAAUCCGGGUAGAUAUUGCUGGGACACAGAUGAGCAAUCAAGACCUGUCAACGCAGGACCCGACACCCGUUUCUACCGCGGACAUGGUUCUAGAUUCAAGUGCCCCAAGACUGCGUGAAGCGAGUGAGAUCAUGGAAGUCGCAAUGCCCUCAUCUCUACCGCUCGAGACCAGUGGUCAAAAAGAAGCUAGCUCCGAAGUCCUGGCGCAGAGAUCGUCAAACAGGCAUUCCGUGGGAGUGAUCUCGAAACGUUCUGCAUCUGCGCUCGAAGACGAGGCAUGUGGUCCAUCCAAACGACAUCGAACGCAGCCGCCUGAAGCAGCUCAUGAACCAGCUUCCAGCGCAUUACAUCGAGAGAGCCCCCGCAAUCCCGCUGAUAGCUGGGAAGCUCAGCAGAUUUAUGGGAAGUUCUGUCGGAAUUAUCCAAAUUAUACUGGCGAGUUUCAUCACUUCACCACGCUCUGCUCCAAGCUUCAGGCUGUGCGAGCCAAGGGGCACCUGCAACGGUCGUUCUUAUGGGAUGAUUUCAUUAUCAAGCAUCUCGAAGAGUUUCCCGGCUAUAUACAGCAAACCCAGAUGUCAGAAUCCAAGUCCAUGGAUUACGAGGACUAUUUUGCAUCUACGUUUUCCCGACCUGUUUACAAGAAGCGAAGCCUGACAGUGCAGGGUAUCGCGAUUGCAGCAGCACAGGAUGACUCAGCCAGGGAAGACCAGGAGCCUGCUCCUGUACAUGCUUCGCCAUCCAGACCAGACACUUCGUUCACCGGCAGCCUUGUGAACCGCUUCACUAAUCUACAUGCUCACUCUUUCGAGCCAGGGAGUCAGGCCACCUUAUCCGACACUGACAUGGAUAUAUCGUCUGUAAUGUCGUCGCCCACUCCCCAUCGCCAGCCCCAGUCUGUCGCCCAGGAAGGCGAUUGGAAUAUGACACGCCAUACAGAGCAAAUGCUCACCGAGGAAGAUGCGUCUUCUGACCUUGCGUCAGCAGAGCGGCUCGUAAUACCUACAAGCUCGGCCAGCGCUUACGAGUCUGCCCUAGAAUAUGCCCCCAUACACGAAGAUAUUACCGUCUUCGAGAAGGGGGAUACCUCGGAGUCUAGUGGCCUAGAAGGUGGGGAGAUAGCUGAGGCAGCGACACCAACUCCAGGCAACCAAGUUUCAGCGGUUGGAACUGCGCAGCACGAACAGCAUACUGGGAAUCAUGACAUGGAUGAUCGAGAUACCACUCAAACACCAGCUGACCCAACUACCGUGGCUGAGUCCGAGCAGCACGCUUCGCAAGUCGAGGAAAGUUCGAUGGCUGUUCGCGACGCAACUGCAACACCCGCAGAACCGAUGACAGUGGCUGAAUCCGAGCAGCACGCUUCGCAAGCCGAGGAUAAUUCGAUGGUCGAUCGGGACGCCACUCCAACACCAGCGGAGUCAGUCCCUGUGGUUGAGUCCGAGCAGCAUGCUUCGCAAGUCGAGGAUAGAUCGAUGGCCGAUCGCGACGUCACGCCAAUACUAGCGGAGCCAAUUCUCGCUGUUCAGUCUCAGCAUGAAUCGCAAACUAAGGGUCAGACUGUAGCGGACCAAGCUGCGGAGACAACAGUGUUCGAGCAUGUGGAGAUCAGCCAAAUAGACGAGCUUGAAGGCAACCAAGAUGUCUCAAUGGGCGAACCGGAAAGCCCAGAUGGAUCGAUCAUGGAAGAUGCUGACAAUAUGGUUGGCCAAAAGUCGGAACCGGUGGCCCCAGAAGAACACCUGGAAGUGAUCAGUGCAACGAACGCAGCACCUUCAGCGCUUGAGGCGCAUGCCAAGGUACCUGCUGAAGACGCCCACGCCGCCGUCGAUCAAGGGGUAGAAGAAAUGGACACAGAAGAACACCCGGCAUCAGUGAUUGCACCUAAAGAAGUUACUCUGGAAGAACAGAACGAGUUGAUUGUGGAAGACAUCCCUGACACAGUCGGCCAGGAAGCCGAAGAAAUUGACUUAGCGGAGCACCUCCCACCCGUCGCUGCAGCGGACCAAGCAGGGCCCCCCGCCGUGGGGGAACAGGAUCAACCUCAGUCCCACGACACACCUGACCAAGAAAGCCAAGAUGUCGAUAUGGCAGUAGAAAGUCAAGAGUCGUCGAUUCUAAUCACGCAAGAUCCUGAUGGCCAUGGAACUGCGCCAUUGGACUUAGCAGAACAGUCACAGGCUAUUCUUGCAGAGGACCAGGCUAGGUCUCCCGAACCAGAACAGCAUAAUGGGUCGACAGGGCAAAGCUUACACAACACUAUUGACAAGGAGGUCGAAAGAGCCAGUUCAGCGAAGCACCUGCUAUCUCAUGCAGCAGGGGAGCUAAAUCACUCCCAGUCGGAACAACAAGAUGCGCCAAUUAAUCAAGACGCUCCCACAGUUGAUCACAGAAGUCGGGCCUCCAAAGAACAGGGAGAAUACGACAAAUCGGUCAUCCAAGGCAUCCAAGACUCAUUUGACCGAGAAAAUGGAGCAAUGGACUCAGCAGGAACCCUGCAUUCUAUUGUUGCAGAGGAUGGAGUAAGGCUCGCCCAGCCGGAAGUGCAAGAGGCGCCCUUUGCUGGAGGCACCAAUGAUGUGCCUGCUCAAAAGGCGGAUGCGAUAAAUUUGGCUGAGCUAGGCGCUGUUGUUGCAGGAGAUGAAACAGUAUCUGCCAAGCAACCUCUGCUAGAACAACCGGAGCCUUCGGACGCUGAAACUGAGAGCGCGGACGAGGAGCCGCGCUACCCCAUGGUUGCGGUCGAAGUAAGAGCCGUCGAAAAUCGUUCAGUUAAGUCAGAAGCGCCCUCCGAUGCUGAUGUGGAGAGCGAUGUUGAGCAGGUGCACUCUGUUCUUAUAGGGGAUGAAGCCAGCGCUGCCGAACAAGCUUUGCCAGGUCCAGCAGCACACUCGGAUAUUGAUAUGGAGAGCGAUACCGAGAUUCUGCCCUUUGUCCUGGCGGAGCACGCAGCCAGCUCGGCCGAAGAUGCUCUAGUAGAACCGGCCGAGCACUCAGAUAUUGUUAUGGAGAGCGAAGUGGAGCUGCUGCUCUUCGACGAUAAAGAGGACCAUGCUAGCUCAACUGAGCAGGCACCAGUAUCUCCACAAAUACAUUCCGAGAUCGAGACUGCGGGCCCAGCCGAUCCCAACGCGACCACCGAGUCCGAGUCCGAGGACGACGAAGAAAACGAUGAUUCCAUGGACAUUGGGAACCACCACGAGACCGCCAGCAUCGAACUAGGCGACGAACCGCUGUCCCCGCCGCCUACUACUCGACCGCCGGCGCAGCCCGAGACCGUAUCCGAGUCGGAGAGUGACACUGAUGAUGAUGAUGAGAUUAACGAGAAUUGGUUCCUGUCCCUCCGCCAUCUCCGUCCGACAGCACCGGUCUGGUCGGACGACCCCAACACCCCUUUCAAGCAGUGGGUUCGAGCCGACCAAGCGAUUCUGAGCGAGCGUGACCGCCGCGGCGGGGCGUACCUUCCUGUCGAUGCGAAAGGGUGUAUGCGGCAGUAUCACAAGUCUGCAUCUUCUCAAGAACAGGAAUUGCUGCACCCCGAAGAGUUCGAUACCAAGCGACCAGUGGCGCAGUCCGCUCGCUGGAGCUCCAUAGCCCUUGACUCAUGGUUCUACGAAAGUGUGGCCGUUUGCUUUAGCAUUGCUUGCCUGAUAGCUAUCGUCUGCAUACUGCUGGUCUACGAUCAGCAGAAAACACCGAGCCUCUCCUACGGACUGACCUUGAACGCGAUCGUAUCUAUUCUGGCGACCGGCGCCAAAUCUGCACUGCUGUUCUUCUGCGAGCCGUGGACCCUGGGGCUCACUGAUCUUCUCAGAGAUCAGGGACGCUCGUUUGCCACGCUGGGAGCCCUAGUGACGAUCCUCAGCCUCGUCUUUGAUCCCUUUGUUCCUGUUAACUUUGGAUGCAAUGCGCUGCACCCCUCUGCCUGGUUCACCUCGCUCUGGGCCCUGCAUGAUGGCGAGCUGGCCGAGAAUACCGAAUAUGCGUCCUCACGAGGCGAAGAUGACGUGCGGCUUGAUUAA